GCCUGGCUGGUGAAACCGUCAUGGCGCCGUCCAGGGACAGCAACGUGAAAAGAGGCGAUACAGGCGAAAACAGUCAGAUUUCUUAUAAGAAAGCUAUAAAUGCCAAAUCAGAGCGUGUACUUCAAAACAGAAAACAUGCAAACGACAUAUUCGACGUCAUUGAAUAUUUGCAGUCGGAUAAAGAAAAAGAAAUCAUUUACGCCACCAAUGCCUGCGGUAAGAUCUUCUGUGAGUUGUUUGAGAGAGGAGAGCUGUAUGUCGGUCAGCUGCCUAAAGAAGAUGAGAUCGUGCAGGGUGAUCGCAGUGCCGAAGAAAAGUAUCAUAUAUUUAUGAGACACCGGUACAAUAAUUGUGUGGAACUUCUGCUGGAGAACAUAGCCCACAAUGUUUUCCAAGUGAAGGAGAGUUCCCUUUGCGCAGUAAUGAAAUUUGUAUCAGCAGAGGGCAAACAUCCCCUUCAGAACCUGGACUGGAGUGAACAUUACAGCUUUCCCAGAGAGCUCAUACUGGCUCUGGUGGAGCACCUUGUCUCAGACAAAGAGGACAUGUCCCUGCUCAUCUCCAGAUUUCAGGAGUUUCUGGAGAUGGAUGAUGUGCGCUAUUACUUCAUGAGUUCUGUGCGAGACAACAUAACCAGAGUUAUGGAGCGAAACAAGGGGAAUGUGAUGUCUGUAUAUCAGAACAAUGUUUUCACACUUCUCUCAUCCAUCAACAUCCCCAGUCAAGCAUCAGAAAUGACCAACUUCCUUGUCAAACAAGAGUCAAAACACGAGGAUUGGAAAGCAGCCAGAUUAAAGGAACACAAGAGAGCCUAUGAACAAAUGUGGCUGGUGUUUCUUAAGUACAAGUUACCAGGCAGUCUGUACAAGAAAAUCCUGGUUAUCCUGCAUGAAUCUAUAAUGCCACAGAUGAGUGAUCCCACACUGAUGAUUGACUUCCUGUCCGCUGCCUAUGACAUUGGUGGAGCGAUCAGUUUGUUGGCUCUGAAUGGCUUAUUUGUCCUUAUACAUAAGCACAAUUUAGAUUAUCCAGAUUUUUAUAAGAAGUUAUACAAUCUACUGGAGCCCACAAUUUUCCAUGCUAAAUACCGAGCACGCUUUUUCCACCUGGCCAACAUCUUCCUUUCUUCAACACAUUUGCCGGUUUAUCUCGUGGCAGCGUUUGUGAAGCGACUGGCUCGUCUUGCCCUCACGGCGCCACCCACAGCUCUGCUCAUCGUACUGCCUUUCAUCUGUAAUCUCAUUCGCCGACAUCCCUCCUGCCGAGUCAUCAUUCACAGGCCGAGUGCAGCGGAAGAGCCAUGUGAUGACCCGUAUGUGAUGGAGGAAGAGGAUCCAGCAAAGUGUCAUGCUCUGGAGAGCAGCCUAUGGGAGAUCAAGACGCUGCAGAAGCAUUACCAUCCAGAUGUGGCCAAGGCUGCCAAGUUAAUAAAUGAUCCACUGUCCGAAUCAGAGAAUGACAUCAGCAAACAGCUGGACCUGUCUACCUUUGAGCUGAUGCAGCGAGAUAUGAAGGCCGAACGGAAGACCAUACCACUAGAGUUUGAUACGGCCACGGAGCUCCUGAAGAGUUCAAAGGAAGUCCUCGGUGCGCACUUUUCUCUUGAGUGACCAACUUUUAUUGGCAGAUGAUCAGUUUUUUAGUCCGUUUCAUUUUUAUUAUAUAAAAGAUAUCUGUGCAUGGGUUGUAGCAUUGAGUUUGCCUUUCUGAAGAAAAUAAACAUUGUUUGG
Molecule: messenger RNA, 1730 nt
Organism: Triplophysa dalaica
Lineage: Eukaryota; Metazoa; Chordata; Actinopteri; Cypriniformes; Nemacheilidae
Gene: noc4l
Product: nucleolar complex associated 4 homolog
Exons: 15
Coding region: 21-1610 (529 amino acids)
Biological process (GO): ribosome biogenesis
Cellular component (GO): Noc4p-Nop14p complex; small-subunit processome; nucleolus
Source: RefSeq, a predicted model, not a curated record